AUGGCUCCCAAGCUUCGAGCAAAUGUUUUAGUGAGAUCAACUGAGAAAAUUGUUCGGGAAACUGUUCAAGUAGCUGUAGUUCAGAAACCAGAGGGAGAUAGUGGUGAUCAGGAACAGUUGGAGACGAUUCCUGUUGAAGACACAGCAGAGGAAGGAGAAAGGAUAAUCACUGAAAUUUCAGUAGAAGGGUUAAGCAAAGAUAAAGCACAAAAAGAUCCUCAGACAGCUCAGGUUCCAGGGGAAGCUCCAGAAGACACAGCAAAUACCUUCGAAAGAACCAAGCAUUUAGGCCUCCAAAGUUUUGAAGAAGAAUCAAGCAAAGAGGCACCUAAGGCUUUGGAAGAGGAACGCAGCAAUGAGUGCCCCAAGGCUUCGGAAAAAGAACCAAGCAAUGAGACCUCCAAAGCUUUGGAACUAGAAGAGCCACCACUAAAGAAAGAAGAUGAAAGGAAGGCAAAGACCCGAGAAGGCAAAGAGAACAAUGAAAAUGGCAAGAGAAAGAGAGGGAAGAGAAAAGAAUUGGAUGGCAAUGAAGCAUACAAGACAUACGUGUUCAGGGUACUAAAGCAGGUUCAUCCAGGAAUGGCAAUUUCCUCCAAGGCAAUGUCAGUAAUCAACAGCUUGAUGAAUGACAUGUUCGAGAAGAUUGCAGAAGAGGCAACCAAACUCUCCAAGUACACCGAGAGAAAGACGCUGUCCUCAAGGGAAAUUCAAGGGGCAGUGAGAUUAGUUUUGCCAGGAGAGCUCGGAAAACAUGCUGUGGCAGAAGGCAGUAAAGCUGUCACUAACUAUGCUUCCUACAGCGAAAAACGGCCCAAAUUGGAUUAAUGUACGUUGUUUGUAAUGUAACUAAUAACAACAGGCUAAUUAGGUCUCUUAGGAUGCUACGAGAUUUUAGGUUUGAUGUUCCAUGUUGGCCCCCUUUGCAUUU
This is a messenger RNA of Durio zibethinus, 931 nucleotides long. Lineage: Eukaryota; Viridiplantae; Streptophyta; Magnoliopsida; Malvales; Malvaceae. The record is from RefSeq and is a predicted model, not a curated record.